Messenger RNA from Rotaria socialis, 963 nucleotides. NCBI's taxonomy places the organism in Eukaryota, Metazoa, Rotifera, Eurotatoria, Philodinida, Philodinidae. The record is from the annotation of a GenBank genome assembly.
AUGUCCAGUGUUAAUGAGACUUUGAACUACACCAACAAAUCAUCGAUUGUUAACAAUGAACCCAUAUCGAAUGCAGUCAAAUUCUGGAUCUACCUUAUGUUUCUUAUUCCAUCCAUCAGUUGCUCAGUUUUUUCUCUCUGCUAUCUUUUGUUACAUCGAACACUACGACAUGCUCUUCAUAAUCAUGCUAUUAUUAUUUUUCUUUUUAUCGGUUUAAUUUAUGAAGUAACUAUUUAUCCAUGGAUGCUUUAUUAUUAUCGUCAGAAAGGCAUAUGGAGAAGAACACAAUUCUUUUGUACUCUAUGGGUAUUUAUUGACUGGGGACUUUAUUUUACACAGACAAUACUCUUCGCAUGGGCUACCAUUGAAAGACAUAUUUUCAUCUUUCACGACAGAUGGGUAUCAACAAAAAAGAAACGCUUUCUAGUGCAUUAUCUGCCUCUAAUUAUACUAACUCUCUAUUGCCUCACCUAUUAUAUUGUUGUCAUAUUUUUUCCACCUUGUGAAAAUAGUUUUAAUAAUUUUCAGAAGAUUUGUGUUGAAUCUUGCUUGACAAAACAUUUUUCACUUUAUACAUACGAUACAAUUGUACAUCAAAUUCUGCCAAAUUUAAUUAUUGUUGCCUUCAGUAUUGGUUUAUUAAUACGUAUUUGCUGGCAAAAGCAUCGUGUAGGUCAAUCAUUACAAUGGCGAAAACAUUGGAAAAUGACUAUUCAACUGCUGUUUGUCUCAAUCAUAUAUCUCAUAUUCUCGUUACCAUUAACAAUAGUGCAUUUUAUGGAUCUUUGUGGUGUACCUCGUAGUGUAACAUUGAGGUUUACACAAUAUGCACAAUUUUUUAACUAUUGUACAAUUCUACUUUGCCCUAUUGCUUCUAUUAUGACAUUACCUCAACUGAAAGAAAAUAGAAGUAAAUUUGUACGAUUCAUAACUCGAAAAAGAACCAUUGCACCUAUGGGAUAG